Molecule: messenger RNA, 1247 nt
Organism: Bactrocera latifrons
Lineage: Eukaryota; Metazoa; Arthropoda; Insecta; Diptera; Tephritidae
Gene: CkIIalpha
Product: casein kinase II subunit alpha
Biological process (GO): protein phosphorylation
Cellular component (GO): nucleus; cytosol; protein kinase CK2 complex
Molecular function (GO): protein serine/threonine kinase activity; ATP binding
Source: RefSeq, a predicted model, not a curated record
UACUUUUUUCAUUUUCCAGUGGCCUGUGUCAAAACCGUUUUCGGAGAAGCUGUUGUACAGACUCUAGAAGCUCUGUCAUAAAUGUAAGAGGAGUCGUUCCAAAUCAGGAUUUCUCUGCCAUAACAAACUUUUUGACGAAGAGUAGAAUCAGUUCUGGAAAUAUGACACUCCCAAGUGCUGCCCGAGUUUAUACAGAUGUGAAUGCACACAAACCGGACGAGUAUUGGGACUAUGAGAAUUAUGUAGUUGAAUGGGCUAACCAGGAUGAUUACCAGCUGGUUCGAAAAUUGGGUCGUGGCAAAUACUCGGAAGUAUUUGAAGCUAUUAAUAUUACAACGACGGAGAAGUGUGUGGUUAAAAUCCUCAAACCCGUAAAGAAGAAGAAAAUUAAGCGUGAAAUAAAAAUAUUAGAGAAUUUGCGAGGUGGAACUAAUAUAAUUACUCUAUUAGCGGUUGUAAAAGACCCCGUUUCACGUACUCCCGCUUUGAUAUUUGAGCACGUCAAUAACACCGAUUUUAAACAACUUUAUCAAACUUUAACGGACUAUGAGAUCCGUUAUUACUUAUUUGAAUUACUGAAAGCUCUGGACUAUUGCCAUAGUAUGGGCAUAAUGCACAGGGAUGUAAAACCUCAUAACGUUAUGAUUGAUCACGAAAAUCGUAAAUUGCGCCUGAUUGAUUGGGGCUUAGCAGAAUUUUAUCAUCCCGGCCAGGAGUAUAAUGUUCGAGUGGCAUCUCGAUAUUUCAAAGAGCCGGAAAUGCUUAUUGACUAUCAAAUGUAUGAUUACUCAUUAGAUAUGUGGUCUUUGGGCUGUAUGUUAGCUAACUAUGUCCGUAUUGCCAAAGUGCUUGGCACUGAAGAAUUGUAUGCAUAUUUAGAUAAAUACAAUAUUGAACUAGAUCCUCGAUUCCAUGACAUUUUACAAAGGCACUCUCGAAAGAGGUGGGAAAGAUUUGUCCAUUCGGAUAAUCAGCAUCUUGUUUCACCAGAGGCCCUUGAUUUUCUUGAUAAGCUUUUGCGUUAUGAUCAUGUUCAAAGGUUGACUGCAUGUGAAGCAAUGGCUCACCCCUACUUUUUACCAAAUGUGAACGGGCAAAUAGAAUUUACCAAUCAGCAAUAAAAGUAUAUACAAUUGUAAACAUGCGUUGUCCGAAUGGAGGUUAAAAGUAACUUCAUAGAUGAGCAACUUAAUUAAUACCAUAAAAAAAUUAGUUUAGUACGAAUCGACUCCAAAACAGAAAAGGAA